AUGCCGGUGUCCACUCUCCGAGCAUGGGUCAUUGGCAUCUUUUCAGCAAUCCUAUUCUCUGGCGUGAACCAAUUCUUCAUGUUUCGAUAUCCCUCCAUCACCUUCACCACUAUUGUCCCAUUACUACUAUCCUACCCCUUCGGACGUGCAGCAGCAGCCUACAUUCCAAGACAUUGGACAUUAUUUGGCCUCGAAAUGAAUCCUGGUCCCUUUUCUAUCAAAGAACACGUCUUAAUAACAGUGAGUGCUUCCGUGGCUUCCGAAUCAGCAUAUGCUACGGACAUCAUUGCCGUCCAGCGUGUGUUCUACAAGCAAGUAUACAAUUUCAGCUACCAAUGGUUUCUGGUAAUGUCCACUCAGUUUAUUGGUUUCUCAAUCGGUGGAAUCGCCCGACGUAUUCUUGUCGAUCCUCCCUCAAUGAUAUGGCCGACGAACCUUGUGACAUGUGCUCUUUUCAAUGCUCUCCACUCGGAGUAUUACACCGGCGCUGGAACUCGUGGUGGCAUGUCACGCCAGAAAUAUUUUUGGCUCGUGUUUGCACUUUCAUUUGCUUGGUAUUUUCUACCCGGCUAUCUCUUCCGAGCGCUUUCGUACUUUUCGUGGGUAACCUGGAUUUGGCCUGAGAAUCCUGUUGUAGCUCAACUCUUCGGCUAUAUCAAUGGCUUGGGAUUUUCCAUCUUGACCUUCGAUUGGGUUCAAAUCGCAUACAUUGGCUCUCCUCUAGUAACGCCAUGGUGGGCACAAGCGAACGUCAUCGUCGGCUUCAUAUUCUUCUACUGGAUAAUAACACCGAUACUAUACUUCAACAACGUCUGGUUCGCCCAGUACAUGCCGAUCUUGAACAAGUCGUGUUUCGACAAUACGUAUCAUUCGUAUAAUGUUACUCGAAUUCUCAAACUUCCCGAUAUGACAUUCGACCUUGAAGCAUACAAAGACUAUAGUCCGCUAUUUCUAUCCACGACUUUUGCGCUGUCUUAUGGCUUGUCGUUCGCCACUAUCACCGCCACACUUUCACAUACGUUUAUCUAUUAUCGAAAACAGAUAUGGAAUCAAGCUCGCCGUUCACUUAGGGAGCAACCUGACAUUCAUGCUCGUUUGAUGUCGCAUUAUCCGCAAGUCCCUGAUUGGUGGUAUUAUACUGUAUUUGUUGUUCCGUUUGCGUUGGGAGUGAUUAGUAUCGAGUUGUGGCCGACACAUAUGCCGGUGUGGGCGUUGAUACUGGCGAUAAUGAUAGCUGUGGUCUAUGUUGUCCCUGUUGGUAUUGUUCAAGCGAUCACGAACCAGAAGGUUGCGCUAAAUGUCAUAACGGAACUUAUUAUCGGGUAUGCUCUCCCUGGACGACCGAUUGCGAUGUUGAUGUUCAAGACGUGGGGGUAUAUCACGAUGGCUCAAGCAAUGGUGUUCACGGGUGACCUCAAGCUUGGGCAUUAUAUGAAGAUCCCUCCGAGAGCGAUGUUUUGGGCACAGAUUGUAGGAACGGUGGUGGCUGGGACGACUCAGCUCGGUGUGCAGAGUUGGAUGUUUUCAAAUAUAACGAAAAUGUGUGAUUAUGAUCAACCUGAUGGGUACGAAGAGGUUCUCUGGUUGAGAUUUCUGUGUGCUGAGUUUUAUGUUGUGUUAGGUUUACAUGUCCCUUUACUGCAGUAUUCGGAGUAUCUUCCAUGGUGUGGGGUUUGGUGGGACCCAGCCGGUUGUUUUCAAAGGGUUCGAUAUACUAAUAUUCUCUCUGCGGCCUUAGACGCUGGAGUCGCUUUUUCAGUGAUUCUCAUAUUUUUUGCGCUUCAAUAUCCGAGGAACGGUAUGAUAGGGAAGGCUAUUGCUAGUUGGUGGGGUAAUGUCGUUCCAUACGCUGGGGCUGAUGGACAUGCGACGCCUGUCCGUUCGUUAGCUCCUGGGGAGACUUUUGGGCCGACUGUUUGGUGA
Molecule: messenger RNA, 1923 nt
Organism: Marasmius oreades (fairy-ring Marasmius)
Lineage: Eukaryota; Fungi; Basidiomycota; Agaricomycetes; Agaricales; Marasmiaceae
Exons: 29
Coding region: 1-1923 (640 amino acids)
Biological process (GO): transmembrane transport
Molecular function (GO): oligopeptide transmembrane transporter activity
Source: RefSeq, a predicted model, not a curated record